Messenger RNA from Acanthosepion pharaonis, 2388 nucleotides. The record is from the annotation of a GenBank genome assembly. Lineage: Eukaryota; Metazoa; Mollusca; Cephalopoda; Sepiida; Sepiidae.
AUGCUUUUCAGAUUAUUCCUUUCUUCUUUGUCUUUUCUUUACACUGAUUCUAUUGACUCAAACAGCUCAUCAUUUCUCUCUCUAUCUCUCUGUUUGGGAACACUUUCUCUUUUGCUCCGAAGAGCGCAUUGCAUUCAUCUCUCCCCUACUCAAUGUCCAUCUAGGUAUGCUUUCCUCAUCUUGUUUGUUGCACUUUUCUCUUUACAUCUUGUUGUUUGUCUCUCUUUGCUCUCCUCAUCUCUUUGGCUGUCUCUCUGCUCUCCUCACCUCUUUGGCUGUCUCUCUGCUCUCCUCAUCUCUUUGGCUGUCUCUCUGCUCUCCUCACCUCUUUGGCUGUCUCUCUGUCUCAUCUCUUUGGCUGUCUCUCUGCUCUCCUCACCUCUUUGGCUGUCUCUCUGCUCUCCUCAUCUCUUUGGCUGUCUCUCUGCUCUCCUCAUCUCUUUGGCUGUCUCUCUGCUCUCCUCACCUCUUUGGCUGUCUCUCUGCUCUCCUCAUCUCUUUGGCUGUCUCUCUGCUCUCCUCACCUCUUUGGCUGUCUCUCUGCUCUCCUCACCUCUUUGGCUGUCUCUCUGCUCUCCUCACCUCUUUGGCUGUCUCUCUGCUCUCCUCAUCUUGUCUAUAUCUUUUUACUCUUCUCAUUUUGUUGUCUGUCUCUUUUUGCUCUCUUCUUGUCUGUCUCUUUUUUCUCUAACUUGUGUCUCACUCUUUGCUAUUGUCUGUCACUCUUUUGUCACCUCCUCUUGUCUGUAUCUUUUUACUCUUCUCAUUUUGUUGUCCCUCCCCUUCUUGUUGUCUCUUUUUUCUCUAACACUCACUUUUGCUGUUGUCUGUCACUCUUUGUCACCUCAUCUUACCGUUUCUCCUCUUCUCCUUGGAAUUCUCUUGGAAUUCUUUCCUGUCACAACACAGAAGCACAAUAUUGUUCUUCUCCCCAUCACCUGUCUAUGCCCUACCCCUAACAGCACUUUACUCUCUAAUAUUUGUGCUUUUCAAGAUCAUUUGAUCUCUCUUCUUGUGGUGCUAAAUCCACUUACCGUUUCUCCUCUUCUCCUUGGAAUUCUCUUGAAUUCUUUCCUGUCUAACACAGAAGCACAAUAUUGGAUACCAGAUGAGUACCCACCGAGUAUGCAGAAAAUUAAGCUGGAUAAGCAGCGAGAUCGUAUCAAUGAAGAACUUAAAAGAAAACGACAGAAUAGAAUUAUGCAGCCAACAACUGACUGCCGACCAUCUUCAGGGAGGAAGAACCAAGAGGAAUCCCGUCCACUGAUGAUUGAGUCUCCAUCAUCCAAAUUGUCCUUAGCCAAUACAAAUUAUGCUUAUGAUGGCCCAGGUGGUAACUUUGAAGUGAACAACAGUGAUGGUGUGACGGAUGUGCCUGCAUUUAAUGUCACCCCUGAUGAUAGCAAAGACUUCAGUGACAGCGACAGUGAUAUCCCCACCAUUUCUACUGAUGGUAGCCAGAGAGGAUUGAUUCUAGAUGACGAAGUUGAUGACGAGAGCAUCCCUAUCGCCCCACAGCCGCUGCCCUCACCUGCCAUUCUUGCACCACAGUCAGAUUUUGACAUUCAAAAUGAAUUACAUGGGAUGUUGUCUUUGGACACUCGGGAGAGUUUGGAUGAAUUUGUGCUGAAACCUGCCAUGCAAGGAACUAUUGUUAAAUGCCGUAUAACAAGAGACAAACGCGGUGUUGACCGUAGCGUCUAUCCCACAUAUUAUCUGCACAUGGAAAGAGAAGAUGGUAAGAAACAGUUUCUCCUUGCUGGAAGGAAGAGAAAAAAAAGCACAACAUCCAACUAUCUCAUUUCGACAGACCCCACAGAUUUAUCCCGAGGAGGGGAAGCAUACAUUGGCAAACUUAGGUCCAAUUUAUUGGGGACUCAGUUCACAUUAUACGACAAAGGCACAAAUCCCAGAAAAUCUGUUGGCAUCUCAAACCCUGAACAAACUGGAGUCGCUCGGAGGGAGUUAGUGGGCAUUGUAUACGACACAAAUGUUCUUGGUUUCAAGGGUCCCCGUAAAAUGACUGUAAUCAUUCCUGGAAUGAACCUGAGCCAUGACAGAGUGGAAGUAAUUCCAUGUGAUGAUCACGAUGGGCUCAUAGAACGAUGGAAACGGAAAAAUAUGGAUAAUAUGUUAGAGCUACAUAACAAGACGCCCGUGUGGAAUGAAGAAACUCAGUCGUAUGUUUUGAAUUUUCAUGGACGAGUGACACAAGCAUCAGUGAAAAAUUUUCAGAUUGUUCACGACAAUGACAUCGAUUAUAUUGUCAUGCAGUUUGGUCGAGUCGCUGAAGAUGUUUUCACAAUGGACUUUCAGUAUCCUUGCUGUGCCCUGCAAGCAUUUGGUAUUGCCCUUAGCAGUUUCGACAGCAAAUUGGCUUGUGAAUAA